GCCCAAAGUCCAUCGAUCUCUCUUCUCUUUCGCCUCGUUCACCACUUCGCCGUCUGCACUCUGCUCUCCGACCAACCAGGUAUCUCACACUUCACUCUUCUCUCUACAUUCGUCUUUAUAGGAUCCAAAUCGGUCCUGUAAAUCCAUAUUCCGCCUCAUUAGUUUCACACACUUCACCAACAGACCACAAUUCAUCUCCCAGUUGAUUCAGUUCACUCAAUCCGAUGAUAAUAUGAUCAUCUUGAGAUACCCAGUUGGAUAUGUAUAGAGCUCUUGGUAAACAACGGCUCAUAUACCGUUCCCUCAUAUCCAACUACGUUAAAACUGGACUCAUUGACAAAGCCCUCCAAGUGUUCGACGAAAUGUCUCAAUCAAACUGUCGAGUUUUCAGCAUUGAUUACAACCGUAUUAUCGGCGUUUUAGUCUGCCAUUCACGUUUUGAGCUAGUGGAAUUGUAUUAUGAUGCCAUGGUUCCAAAAGGGUAUUCUUUAACCUCGUUUACAUAUUCAAGAUUUAUUUGUGGUUUGUGUAAAGUUAAAGACUUUAGAUUGAUUGAUAAGCUGUUAAACGAUAUGAAUAGGAUAGGCGCUGUGCCGGAUAUGUGGGCGUAUAAUAUGUAUUUGAAUGUUUUGUGUUCGGAAAGUUUAGUCGAUAUCGCGUUGAGCGUGUUGGUUAACAUGUCGGAAAAGGGGAGAGAUCCGGAUGUCGUGAGUUACACGACGGUUAUUAGUGGUUUAAUGCGGGUUAAACAGAUUGAUCAGGCGGUUCAAAUGUGGCAGUCGAUGAUCCAAAAGGGUAUACGACCGGAUGCUAAUGCGUGUAGAGCGCUUGUGUUAGGUUUAUGUGGUGUCGGGAAGACCGAUUUAGCUUAUGAGUUAACCGUAGGUGUGAUGAAACUUGAUUUCAGUACUUCGGUGUAUAACGUUCUUAUUAACGGGUUUUGUAAAGCGGGUAGACUCGAUAAAGCACAAGCGAUUAUGAGCUUCAUGAGAAAAAACGGGUGUCCGCCGGAUUUGGUUACGUACAAUAUUUUGUUAAAUUAUUGUUGUGACAAGUUAAUGUUGGAUGAAGCGGAAAAACUUAUGAAGAUAAUGGAACGAAACGGGAUGCAACUCGAUAGUUACAGUUAUAACCAAAUUAUCAAAGGUUUUUGUAAAGCUAAUCUGAUCGAAAAAGCGUACAUGUUAAUGGUGAGAAAAAUGGAAGUAAAAGGUGUGGUCGAUGUUGUAUCGUACAACACGAUUAUUCGAGCACUCUGCAAGGGUUUGCGUGUUAAACGGGCCUACGAAUUGUUCGAAGAAAUGGGUGUUCAAGGUAUACGGCCCGAUAUCAUUACGUUCACCAUUUUAAUAAAAGCGUUUCUCCGAGACGGUAAUUCCAGUUUAGCGAAAACACUUCUCGACAAGAUGACGGAAAUGGGUUUGUUACCUGAUCGUGUGUUGUACACAACGACUAUCGAUCAUAUGUGUAAAAUCGGGAGAAUAUCGAUGGCUCAUACAAUUUUUUGUGAUAUGAUAGAGCAUAAGAUUACGCCUGAUGUUGUUUCGUAUAACGCUAUAAUUAGCGGGUUUUGUAAGGCUUCUAGGGUUUGUGAAGCGAUGAAUCUUUUUGAGCGGAUGCAAGUUGACGGUUUGUGUCCGGAUGAAGUGACGUAUAAGUUGAUAAUUGGAGGACUUUUACGUGAAAAUAAGCUCUCGUUGGCUUGUACGGUGUGGGAGCAGAUGAUGGAUAAAGGUUUUACGCUUGAUAGAGAUAUAUCGGAGACUCUUAUUAAUGCUAUUAAUUCAGAAGACUUAUCGAGCGUAAGUAAUGGAAAAGGUGGAAAAAUGUGAUUUUUAACUUUGGCGUGAGUUGCGAAUCGUUUGAUGACUACAUGCCAUCUUGAAUAGUCAAAAUCCGCCGUGUUGCCGUUAUUUUUUUGGUGGAGUUUACGCUGCAGAGCAAGGAACGUUGAAAUGGUUAAAGAGGAGAGUGUCCUUCAGAUUUGAGGGAACGGCGAUGGUUGCAGGCUCCUAGGGUUCCGUCAUGACAAGCACCAGCCACCACCCAACAGGCAACAGGUGGAAUAUAGACCCAAUAGUCAAUCAUCACUUUCAAGGCGCUCUCGUUGUUGCUUCAUAUGACGAACAUCUUUCAAUAUCAAAGAAACAUGCAACAAAAAUUUGUGUAUAAUUCAUUGAGAUAUUGAUGCAAA
This is a messenger RNA of Helianthus annuus (common sunflower), 2194 nucleotides long. Its product is annotated as pentatricopeptide repeat-containing protein At1g13040, mitochondrial. Gene Ontology annotation, molecular function: protein binding. The transcript has 3 exons. NCBI's taxonomy places the organism in Eukaryota, Viridiplantae, Streptophyta, Magnoliopsida, Asterales, Asteraceae. The record is from RefSeq and is a predicted model, not a curated record. Bases 261 to 1832 code for a protein of 523 amino acids.